CAUAACCAUUCUCAAAUGUACUGUGGAUUUAUGAUUGGUGUGUGGGGGUUCUGUAAACCUUUCUCCAUCCAUCGAAUGCCUCUGCUUCCAUCUCGCAGCAAUAAAAACGUAAAUACUGAGUAUCAGGAUAACAGCGCUGAAUAAAUUAUAUAUUCAAUCAUGGGAGAUGAAAAAUUCGAUAUGUGCGAAUAUGUCUGGAACUACGACGCGAUGCAGCGGCUCAUAUCACUCUUGCGACAAUCGCAGGCUUAUUGCACUGACAACGAAUGUCUAAAUUUUGCGAGGCUUCCAGGACCCCCAACUAAUCAGCCAUCGUCUGAUUUUUUAUUCAUGAGUCUCGCUGUGAUGACUAUACUAUUGCUGUAUGUACUGCGACCAAAUUCAUUAAAGCAGAACUCAGAUGAGAAAUCGCGUCAUAAUCCAUCUCGCCGGAAUGACGAUCCCCCUGCCCCACCACCGCCAGCAAUUCAUUAAUGCCUUCGAGAAGAAGAACAACAGUUGAUGGGAGGCGUGAUAACCAAUAGGAACUCAUCCAGCAAUUGACAAAUCUAAAUUAAAAUUGAUCAGAAACAAGUUAUAAAUAUUAAUUACAUUUCAUCUCGGAAAACCCGAACGAAGAGCUUGGAUUCGUCAAAGUUAUGUGCAUUUUCAGAUAUUCUAAUGUUGUCUUUUUCCACAUUCAUAUUUCCGCCCAACUCUGCGAUUAAAAAAAAUGAAAAAAGACAACGAAAAAAGAAGAAUAUUAAUGGAAGGUGGCGCAAACUUUAAACUUUUAUUUUUUAAUACGACUAGGACAAUUUCCCGUAAUCGAAUUAAAUUAAUCAUAAAUAUAGAUUAUGGGUUGAGAAAUUAUACAAUCGAAUAAAAAAAGGGGCUUAAGGUCCGGAUGGACUAUCUAUCGAAGGUCACUUUUGUUUAAAGUUUCUCUUUUUAGCUUAAAAUCCAUUAAAAUUUGGGAUCAAAUCCGCGUUGCGAGAAACACUUGAAUGGACAUGGAAAAAUAACGACGAAAAAGAGGACAAAUUAUUAAAGGGCGCUAAAAAGCAAUAUUGGUUAAAAUGUACAAAAUUUCGUAAAAAAAUAAUAAAAAAUACGUCGCGUACUAUUACAUAUGGCUGCCACUGAAUCUCCUGGAGAGCAAUGGUGAGCUGUCUCAUUAUUUUUUAGUAAACAUGGUAGAACCCUUUAAAACACUAUCGCUCUUUAGCGCCCUUCAAUAAAUUUUUCCUCUUUUUUUUUAUCAAUUUUUUUUUUCAAGUGCUUCCGGCAACACAAAUUUGAUCCCAAAUUUUAAUGUAUUUCAAGCUAAGAAGAUAUAAUUUAAACAAUAGAUGACGUUCGACAGAUAGCCCAUCCCGGCCUUAAUGUUGGAAAAGAGAGACAAUUUCAAGUAUUCGGAUUACUUUUUAAGUCUCGACUAAUUUUUUAAAAGAUGUAGUACUGGAUUAUUCAAUAUUAUCCAACUAAUGAAUAAUAGGUCGUUAAAAAAUAUAUUAAUGUGAAA
Molecule: messenger RNA, 1504 nt
Organism: Fopius arisanus
Lineage: Eukaryota; Metazoa; Arthropoda; Insecta; Hymenoptera; Braconidae
Product: small integral membrane protein 14
Exons: 5
Coding region: 160-474 (104 amino acids)
Cellular component (GO): endoplasmic reticulum
Source: RefSeq, a predicted model, not a curated record